AUGUCCAUGGACGAGAAGAACCCCAAGGACCUCGUGAGCUCGGCUGCGUCCGACCAUGAUGCGUCGUCCUCCGGCUCCGUCGACGGGGCCUGGAAGUUCCUCAACGACCACCGAGAGGCCGGCGGCGACACCAGCUCGGUCGACAUCAAUGCGCUCCGCCGCAAGAUUGACUGGCACAUUGUGCCCCUCAUGUUCGGAUGCUACACGAUGCAGUUCCUGGACAAGGUCAUCCUCAACUACGCGGCCGUGAUGGGUCUUAACAAGGACCUCAAGUUGGUCGGAAACGACUUCUCCAACAUUGCCACGUUCCUCUUCGUGGGUUUGUUGUGCUUCGAGAUUCCAAACAUCUACUUCCUCCAGAUGGUUCCCGCCGCCAAAUGGCUGGGCAUCAACGUGAUCCUCUGGGGCACCGCGACCGCCUGCGGCGCCGCCGCGCACAACUACACCUCCCUGCUCGUCUCGCGCGUCUUCCUGGGAAUCUUCGAGGCGACCAUCGGCCCGUCCCUUAUGCUUAUCAGCUCGCAGUGGUACACCAAGUCCGAGCAGGCCCCGCGCUUCUCUUUCUGGUACCUGGGCCUCGGCCUCGGCCAGAUCCUCGGCGGCGCCAUCUCCUACGGCUUCCAGCACGUCGCCCCCGGCGCCGGCCUCGCAGGCUGGCGCAUCAUGUUCGUCGUCCUCGGAUGCGUCACCGUGACCAUCGGCCUGACCACCUUCUUCUUCGUCCCGGACACCCCGAUGAAGGCCCGCUGGCUGAGCGACACCGAGAAGGUCGCCCUGCUGAAGCAUGUCAGCGUCAACCAGACCGGCAUCGAGAGCCGCAAGUUCCGUCCCAAGCAGAUCCUCGAGGCUCUGAUGGACCCUCAGAUGUACCUGAUGACCAUUGCCGUUGUCCUCCUUUCCGUCUCUAGCGGUGUCGUCACCACCUACUCUGCCACUCUUAUCCGCAACCUGGGCUACGACUCCAAGCACGCCGCCCUGAUGAACAUGCCCUCCGGUGUCGUGAGCAUCUUCUUCACGCUCCUCGUCGGAUACGGUAUUCGCUACCAGUCGAACCGCUGGGCCUGGAUCGUCGCCUGCAUCAUCCCAGCCAUCAUCGGUGGCGCUCUGAUGUCUUUCCUCCCCGUGAGCAACCGUGCCGGCUGCCUCGCGGGCAUCUACCUCGUCAACGCCGUCGUCGCUCCGUUGACCGUGUUCUACGCCUGGACCGCCGCCAACUUUGGUGGCGCAACCAAGCGCGCCUUCGCCGCCGCCAUCGUCAGCGGAUCCUUCUCCCUCGGCAACAUUAUCGGCCCGCAGACCUUCCAGGCCCGCGACGCCCCCGACUACCGCCCGGCCAAGAUCGCCGUCAUGGGCACCCAGGCGGGCUGCGCCGUCGUCACGCUGGCCCUGUACGCCUACUACCGCUGGGAGAACAAGAGACGCGGGGCCAAGCAGCAGUCCGAGGACGCCUUCAUGGCUCCCGAGGUCUGGGCCUCGAUGACUGAUAAGGAGAACAAGCAGUUCCGCUACAGCUACUAG
Molecule: messenger RNA, 1518 nt
Organism: Colletotrichum aenigma
Lineage: Eukaryota; Fungi; Ascomycota; Sordariomycetes; Glomerellales; Glomerellaceae
Product: Thiamine pathway transporter THI73
Exons: 6
Coding region: 1-1518 (505 amino acids)
Biological process (GO): transmembrane transport
Cellular component (GO): membrane
Molecular function (GO): transmembrane transporter activity
Source: RefSeq, a predicted model, not a curated record